AUGUCGACUGCAAUGGCCCUGGUGAUCCUGGGCGGCGUCACGACGACCUAUGUAUUUCUCUUGGCACUGUUGCGUUCGACUCAGAAUGAUAAAGAGCCUCCAGUGGUGCUUGACUCUAUUCCCUUUGUCAGCCCUAUCCUUGGUAUGGUUCGAUGGAGCAUGGACUUUUAUUCCGUCAUGAAGAAGCGCUUCCAUGAUUUGCCAAUGUAUACUCUGAGGAUGCCUGGCGCCAGGAUAUAUGUCGUCAAUGCGUUGGAUCUCAUUCCUGUGGUGCAUAAACAAUGGCGCACGCUCAUAUUUGCGCCGAUCCAAGUGAAGGCCGCAAAGGCCGUCAUGGGCGUAAGUCAAGGCGCAGUCGCCAUUUUGGAACGCGACAUGGUAACCGAGGCCGGGUUUGUCAAUGGCAUGAUCAAGGCCACUCAUCCUACAAUGAUCAAUGGUCCAGCACUGGAAGCCUUGAAUAUCCGAGCCUUUGAGGUUCUUGAUGUUGCCUUGAAAGGGCUCAAUGCCCCAACGACCAUAUCCAUGUAUUCGUGGAUUGACGAGCAAAUCAUGCAUGCUACUACAGAAGCCAUCUACGGGCCCUCGAACCCGAUGCGUAAUGCUUCAAAUCUCGAGCACUGGCAGUAA
Molecule: messenger RNA, 630 nt
Organism: Pestalotiopsis fici W106-1
Lineage: Eukaryota; Fungi; Ascomycota; Sordariomycetes; Amphisphaeriales; Sporocadaceae
Exons: 2
Coding region: 1-630 (209 amino acids)
Molecular function (GO): monooxygenase activity; heme binding; oxidoreductase activity, acting on paired donors, with incorporation or reduction of molecular oxygen
Source: RefSeq, a predicted model, not a curated record